AUCGCAGGGCGUGAUGGGCGAAAAGGUGAUUUUGGAGCACAGGGACCUCCUGGUCUGAAAGGUAUUGAAGACACUGAUACGCUAAUGCGCUAAGCUCCCGCUUGCUAUUAUUGUAAGCGGCUUGUUGAUAUCCAUGGUUAUUUUCAUUGCAUUUACUAUCAAGAUUGGAAGCUUGGCUCUUGAAGGUGACCCCCCCCCCUUUUUUUUUUUUCGUUUUAGCACCCCUAAAACUCGUCACUGCAAGCACCCAUGUAUGUCUUAGAUGGUGAAUGCUUUUCAAUGAACAACGUGAUUGUAACUGAGCCAGCUCAAUACUCCAUCUUCAUCCGCUCGGGCUCAGUCCAAAACCUUUCGUACAAUAAUCGUAGAAAUCUCGCGUGCAUAUUGAUCAAGAGCUAUGGUCAAUAAGAUCUUUGAAUAUGGAAGCUUGCAGUGAAUCUUUUAGCUCGAUAAAAUCAUUCAUGUUUUUUUGCAAGAGUCGUCUUCAAAUGUUUGCAGGGGAGGCUGGUUCAGGCGGAAACGUCGGCAAACAAGGAUAUCCGGGACCUAAAGGACAAAAGGGACAAGAGGGGCAGGGGCUGUCUGGAGUCAGUUACGUGCGCUGGGGCCGGACAAGGUGUGAGGGAGAUGGUCAAAUUGUGUACACAGGUAAUAAUAAUAAUAAUAAUAAGGACUUUAUUUAUAGAGGGGGACACGUAACAGCUGAAAAGCUGACAAACCUGUGGCCCUCUAACUAGAUUAUACAGCAUUACAAAAUAAUACUAAUAAAUAGAUAAAUAUACAAAUAAUUACAAAAUUCUAUGAUAGAAAUAGCAGGAUAUAUUAAAAAUAUUCAGAAAGAUAAAAUUAAUUUAUAAAAAAUUAAAAUUAGAUAAUGUGCUAUUGCUUAAUAUUGUUUCAAAGUUGUCCAGGUUUCUAUAUGAGCUUAUAAAAUACUUUUUUCACAGCUGUUUUGAAUAGUUUUAUACUAGGCUUAUUUUUGAUAUUAUGGGGAAGGCUGUUCCAUAACUUAACUGCGUCAACACUGAAUGCCUUGCCACCAUCGUUAUUUCUUAGGUAUUUGGGACACACUAAAUUUAAAUUGCCAUGUCUAGUAGACCUAUUGUGUACAGAACUGUUCGUCUUGAGCAAGUCUCUGAUGUAAAUCGGAACAUCGCCUUUAAGGCUCUUAAAAAUCAUUGUACACUUAUUUAGUUUGAUUUCAUCAAAAAAGGCAACCAGCCUAGUUUACUAAAGUUUAUAACACUUCUAGAAUAAGAGUCAACUCCAAGGAUUACUCGGGCAGCCCUUUUCUGUAACCUUAGGAGACAGUGGAGUUCUUUAGCGUCGCAGAUAUUCCAAACCAUGCUCCCAUACAUAAGGACGGGUUUAAUCAAGGCGUUAUAGUAUAAGAGUCUUUCUUUUAUUGGAAGGUACCUCUUUAUCUUCUUCAAUAAACCAAUACGCUGAGAAAGCUUGGCCUUUAGACUAGAAAUGUGGUCGCUAAAUGUAAGAUCUUGAUCGAGUGUUACACCAAGCAAUUUAUAAGAAGUUACUUGUUCUAUUUCGGCCCCAUCAAGGGUUAUUGACAGGUGAUUGCCUUCCGCUAAUGAUGAAUGUAGCCUCUUUCCGGUGAUAAGUAAUGCAUUGGUUUUAACGGCGUUUAGGACCAUCCCAUUUUCGCUAGACCAUUUACUUAAUUUAUCCAUGUAUUCUUGAAGACGUCGUUCCAAUUCCAAAGGUGCAUUAUCGAUAUUAGCGCUGGCUUUAAAUGUGGUGUCAUCCGCGUAAGCAUGAAUAGUUGAGUCCGAUCCAACAGCUUCGGGAAGAUCAUUGACGAAAAUUAAAAACAGUAGAGGUCCUAAUAUGCUACCUUGAGGAACUCCAGUUAGCGUAAGUUGUGACGAAGUCGAGUUAUUUACAGUAACACACUGUUUGCGAUUGAGUAGAUAGCUCUGCAAUAGCUUUACAACAUUAUCUGGAAAUCUAUAUGAUCUUAACUUUAUCAGGAGAAUGUCAUGAUUGAUCAAGUCGAAUGCCUUGCUAUAGUCCACAAAAACUAAGCCGCUGACGUUGUUCUUAUCAAGGUCAAGAAGGACUUGGUCCAGAAGAAACAACAAAGCAGUAUCCGUGGAGUGGUUUUACGGAACCCUGAUUGGAAGCGGUAUAAAAGUGAAUUUUCUGUUAAGUAGGUGUUCACAGCAUUGAAGAUGUGUCUUUCAAAGACUUUAGAAAGAAUAGGCAAAAUGCUAAUAGGACGAUAGUUUUGAAUAUCUUGCUUGUUUCCUUGAUUCUUGAAAAGAGGUUUAACCUUUGCUAUUUUCCAUUGUGAGGGAAAUGUACAAGUUUCAAUACAGUGAUUUAUAAUUUUAGCUAUGGAGCAUGAUAUUUCAGGAGCUGCAAUCCUUAGAACUCUGGCACCAAGCCCAUCGAUUCCCGUGGCUUUGUGUGUAGGUAUACUUAGAAGAUAAUCGUUAACCUCACUAGGAGUUAUUUGCGGAAUAAGAUUUUCAAUUAGACUGUUAGAUUUGUCUGGUGGACCAGGAAGAGCAUCAUAAUGAAGUACAGGUGUCGACUUUUAUGAGACGUUUAUAUACAUCAACGAAGAAGCGGUUAAAGCGUUCAGCGAUUGAAUGGUCAUCCUUUAUCAAGUUGUUGUUUUCGUCAGCAAUAGGGACGGAGUCGUCGUUAUUCUUUGUAUCUUUAGAUAGGUCUUUAAUUAAAGACCAAAGUUUCUUUGGACAUUUUUGAUUUUUACUGAACUGAGUUUUAAAGUACUGUUCCUUCGCAUUUCUUAGUUUCCUCGUCACUUUGUUUUUAACCAGUUUAAAAGCAGACCAAUCUUGCUUAUUUUGUGUUCUCCUGGCCCUCUUUAGAAGAUUAUCGCGUUUAUUUAUUUCGUUGUAUAGAUCAUUAGUGAACCAUUUUGGCUGAUUGAUUUUCUUCACACUCUUGGACUUUAAAGGUGCGUGAUUAUCAAGAAUGUCAUUAAAGAUUUUGUACCAAGAUUCAACAAUGUCAUCGGCAUCUCGAAAAACAAAGGAGAUAUCCCAAGGGGCUUCUCUGAGGUCUCGCAGAAAGCACUCUUUGUUGAUUUUGUCGAUAUUUCUGUAUUUGAUUUUGGAAUGUUGUUUACGUUGUGCAUCCAUGGUUUUGUAGCACCUCAAGAUGGUGACCGGAAGGUGAUCGGAAAGUCCAGAUUUACCUAUGGAUACUUCUCUAAUUCUAGCAGGAUGACUAGAAUAAAUAUGGUCUAAGCACGCAUCAGAGGCAGGUCUUGUUACCCCAUUUACCAUCUGCGUUAGUCCAAGACUGUUCAGUGCCUUUGCGAGACAAUGUUUUGAAUAACAGUUGAAAUCAAUAUAAUCCAAAUUAAAGUCUCCCAGAAUAAUCAAUUCAUUGUUUUGGAGAUGGGCAUUUUCAAUAUUUUUACCCAAGCUCUCAUUAUAAUCUUUGUUGGCUGAAGGUGGACGGUAAACACCAGAUAUCAAAAUCGGUCUCUUUGAUUUAUGAGGACAAAUUUGAAGCCAGAGAGUUUCAAGAUCAUCCAGUUCCAAAUCUCUUCGACGUAAAGCCAUAACUUUCUCAUUUACAUACGCAAAUAUGCCGCCACCUUUCUUCCCGAUUCGAUCUUUUCUGUGUAAUGUGUAGCCGGGUAUCAUGUAAUAGCUGUUUGAAUUUUACUUGAUCCGAACGUCUCAGUGAGAAUUAAGACGUCGAGUUUAGCAGCACUGUUGUUAUUCGAGGUGAGCAUUAGCGAUAGUUCUUCCAAUUUGGUGUCAGUCAGUCGUUGGAUGUUCCAGUGGCAGACUGAUAAACCUCUGAAGCCUGCAGGUGGUUGAAGAUUAUUAGGCCCUGGAUUGACGGCAAUAUCGCCAGAUAGAAGAAUGCACAGACAAAAUUGGCCAAGCUUGAUGAACCGCAACAACGCGUGAAGCUUCAAAUUCAAUUCGCAAGGUGUGCAUUUCGAAGGCUUUGACUUACAGUUGAACGUAGGUGGAGCAGAUAUUUCCUUCCCAAUGAAGAGUGUAACUGUAGAGCGAUCGAAUUCAGGUGUAAUUGAAGUAAAUUGGCCAAGUAAAACGCUGAAAAUAGUCAAUAGAAGCACGACUGCAAAAAUAUGUCUGCACGCCAUGACUAAUUUAUGCAGCUUGUCAGGUGAGUGCUUGUCAGGUGAGUGCAGGUGAGUGCCCUCUACAGAGAGAAAUUGAAGCUUUCAAAAGUACAAGAUUAUGAUACAUGCCGUUUUCCAUUUAUUAUUCCUGUUGUUUCUAUCAAUUUGCGAAAAAAAGCUACACCUGCAAGAUAAAUCAUUUCAGUUUUUUAUAAUAUUCCCCUACCCAAACAAAGGCCAUAUUUAGUAGGGUUCCACUCGAUUGAUCUAAAGUGCUAACAAAACGAGUCUUCGAGCUCCAUUAGUGGACCAAGCUAGAUGCAAUCAUUCUUAUUUGGCUCAAUACGCUCGCCAAAAUAUUCCACACAAGCAAGGAUAUCUGCUGAAUGAUAUCAAGAAAAACCGAAAAAUGUUCAGAAUAUGAAAAAAAACUACUGAGUCAGAGGACAGGAGCAAGCAGGUACCGGGCUUUCACACCUAAGAUUUCAAUUCAUCAGUUUUAGCCUUUUCAAUACAUUCCUUAUGUUUCAAGUUAUUGAAGGUAAUAAUUCAGGUGAAAGAUGAUGAUGCCUGGAAAGGCAUCAUGAUUAUUGCUGCUUAACGGAAGGCUGCAAGUAUCGAGAGAAAAGUUGCUGUGAAUGUCUGGAACAAAUCAGGAUUAGAAGGUUAGGCUACCAACACUAAAACUUUCAUUUGAGUUUAGGGAUCAUUGGAAGCGGUGCUUAUCAUCACCGGGGAGGCGGUGGAAAUUACUUGUGCCUUCCUAAUGACCCAAAGUACGACAAAUAUACCAACAGCUGGGAGACAACGGGCGCCAUCUAUGGAACUGAGUAUGAAGUGAGUUCCCUUUAUCCGUUUACAAAUAACCUGCAUAACCACGACGCACCGUGUGCCGUGUGCUUCGUCAGAUCACGUGGUUCGCAAUUGAUGAUGCCCGCAAGGAAUGACUGUCCAUCCGGUUGGGCUAAAGAGUAUCAUGGGUAUUUGAUGACAGCUCAUUACGGCCACCAGAGCACGCGAGACUUUAUCUGCGUUGAUUGGGAGGCUGAGUAUGUCCCAGGCUCCCAAUCUGAUAAAGAUGGUGCACUGCUGUAUCUUGUUCAAGGAGGUUGUGGCUCGUUACCAUGCCUUCCAUACGUCUCUGGAAGAGAGCUGACAUGCGCUGUGUGUACGAAGUGA
Messenger RNA from Pocillopora meandrina, 5272 nucleotides. Lineage: Eukaryota; Metazoa; Cnidaria; Anthozoa; Scleractinia; Pocilloporidae. The record is from the annotation of a GenBank genome assembly.